UUAACCACCUCUCAGUCCUUACUGUUGCAACUGCAUUCGGCUUCAGGAUCUUUUUUGCUUCCUCAGCCCCUGUGGACCUACAGGUGGGGAGUGGGACUAGGGAACAGCGGAACAAAGGAACCGGAGCGCCCCUGUCCCGGGCCAGACACCCCUUCCGCAGCCUCUUAUGGGCCAGAGAAGAAGGGCUCAGCGGCUCGAGGACGCCCUCCCCGAGCCCCGGUCUCAGGCACUUUCCCCGAGGGGAGCAACCAGAGGAUGCAUGGGAGGUGGGGAUGGCCCUUGCAGCAGACCAACUGGCAGACCCCUACGGAACCGGCCUGCGUGGCCGUGGGCGCCGAUGGCCUCCACGUACUGGGCUCCGUUAUUUCAUCAGCAGUUUAAGAAAACCUGCCAAAAGCAGUUAUGCCUCACUGCAAUGUGUAGCUUUUUCCUGCCAUUUUUUUUUUUCAUAAUAAAAGAGGGAGUGAAGCUCGCUCGCUCCCCCCUCCACCCCCCUCUCCCAAAAAGAGCCAAAUGGAUACGAGAAGGGGGGAAAAAAGGAAAGAACCCACACACCAAUCUCUGAGGGGAUGCCAGUGAGGUGUGGCUUGUAUUUAAAUAUCCAAUAUGUCAAUGGAAGGGGAGUGGGUACGUAUAUAAAGUGCCGUUUGCAUCUGAUAGCUCCACGAAGCCAGCUAUGAGAGGCCAGGAGAGAUGGAUGCGGAGGGGAAGCCGCACUUUAACUGAGAGCAAGGUCAGGAGCGCGCUGCCCCACGCUCCCCGCCGCUAAGAAGUUCCUUGGACGCGAACAGACGUGUGCUGCAGCUGGGCAGAGCACGGAGCCUAGCAGCGACGAGCGAGCGAGCGAGCGCCGCCGACCAGCCUGCGCCCGCCGCGGGGAGAGGCAGUUCGCGCCCCGCGGCCCCGGCUCGACCCGCGCCGCCGCCAGCCCCGCCAUGGCGGAGGUGGGGGGCGUUUUUGCCUCCUUGGACUGGGACCUGCACGGCUUCUCCUCGUCUCUGGGGAACGUGCCCUUAGCUGACUCCCCGGGUUUCCUGAACGAGCGCCUGGGCCAGAUCGAGGGGAAGCUGCAGCGCGGCUCGCCCACAGACUUCGCCCACCUGAAGGGUAUCCUGCGGCGCCGUCAGCUCUACUGCCGCACAGGCUUCCACCUGGAGAUCUUCCCCAACGGCACGGUGCACGGCACCCGCCACGACCACAGCCGCUUCGGAAUUCUGGAAUUUAUCAGCUUGGCUGUGGGGCUGAUCAGCAUCCGAGGAGUGGACUCUGGCCUGUACCUAGGAAUGAAUGAGCGAGGAGAGCUCUAUGGAUCGAAGAAACUCACACGUGAAUGUGUUUUCCGGGAACAAUUUGAAGAAAACUGGUACAACACCUAUGCCUCCACCUUGUACAAACACUCGGACUCGGAAAGACAGUAUUACGUGGCCCUGAAUAAAGACGGCUCACCCCGGGAGGGAUACAGGACUAAACGACACCAGAAAUUCACUCACUUUUUACCCAGGCCAGUAGAUCCUUCUAAGUUGCCCUCCAUGUCCAGAGACCUCUUCCGCUAUAGGUAAUGGACCUCUGUGACCCAUGUACUCUGUGGCCAUGGUUGGCUCUGCAAACACUAUACUCGUAGCUUUUCAAUCCUUCCUUCCUAUCAAUUAGAUAACAGAGAAGCACUUACUGUUCAACUUGACCCAGCUGUCCCCUUGUUCGAAGUGUAUGUAUAUCAAGGUUGGGUUAUUUUGGGGAGGGACAUGGGAGGAGGGGCGGGCCAGAGGGAGUCUUGUAUAUACUUUUCGCUUUACUCGUGUUCUUUCCCAUGAGGUGGCAGGGCAAAGAACAGGGGCCCCCACUGAGGGCCAAGGCUGUCUUGCCUCACAAUCUACCCAGAUACUUUGAGAUGGGGUGCAAAUGAAAGACCAAGGAAUCUGCCACAGAUGCUACCUACAGAGCUUUGGGACAGUGUCCUUUGGCCAUCCCUCGGGGCUCCAGCCCUGCUGCAAGCCGUCCUGCCCUGGCUCUGCAGCUCUCAUUCGUCCUGACAUGCAGUUUUCUUGCCACCGAAGUGGGAGGGAUGGGGUAGGUAGUAAGGAAAUGAUAUUAAAAUGUAAGCAUGGAUACUGUGCGUAAGGACAAACUAUUUAUGAAAUGUAUAUGCUAUUUAUUUUAUAUAUUUAUUUAUUUCAAAAUAAUUUUAUUUUUAAUGAGAGAUGCUAUGACUGGAUUUUCAUCAGAAAGAAUAAGGUCCUACUGAAACAGGAAAAAAUGAGUUAUUAAAGGCUUUUAUUGGCAAUAAAAUUGUCUUUAUA
Messenger RNA from Peromyscus leucopus (white-footed mouse), 2297 nucleotides. RefSeq names its product fibroblast growth factor 16 (gene Fgf16). The coding region runs from base 936 to 1559 and encodes 207 amino acids. Gene Ontology annotation, cellular component: cytoplasm. The transcript has 3 exons. The record is from RefSeq and is a predicted model, not a curated record. Gene Ontology annotation, biological process: cell differentiation; positive regulation of gene expression; animal organ morphogenesis. Gene Ontology annotation, molecular function: growth factor activity; fibroblast growth factor receptor binding. NCBI's taxonomy places the organism in Eukaryota, Metazoa, Chordata, Mammalia, Rodentia, Cricetidae.